Messenger RNA from Naegleria gruberi, 1394 nucleotides. Its product is annotated as fatty acid desaturase domain protein. The record is from RefSeq and is a predicted model, not a curated record. The transcript has 2 exons. Bases 1 to 1293 code for a protein of 430 amino acids. NCBI's taxonomy places the organism in Eukaryota, Heterolobosea, Eutetramitea, Acrasida, Naegleriidae.
AUGACUACUUCCACCACUGUUCUUACAUUAAUGGAAGAUAUUUCCAAUGAUAAUACUGGUAGCAAUGCUGCUGCUGCUCUUAGAAAGCAACCUGCUGUUAAUGAUGAAUUGAUUAUGAAGAAUGUUACUACUACUAGCAAUAAUAGUAACAAACUUAUUAUCAAGGCAACUUAUGAACCAACAGAGGAGUACUUGAGAAAGGUUAAAUAUGCUGAUGAGAAUCAACUCUUCCUUUCUGAGAAGGAUACUCGUUUGGCUGUCAAGUCUAUUAGAAAUACCAUCAAGAAUGAAGAAGCUCGUUUGAGAAAGAGACAUUCUUUCCUUCAAUAUCAAGAUUUGUUAGGAUUGACCAUCUUUUUGACAAGUCUUUUGACUAUUGUUGGUGUUUCUGCCUUGUAUUUGAAGGGAAAUCUUCAUUGGGCUCUUGCUGUUCCUUUGCUUGCUCUUCCAAUUUCUGUCUUGCAUGAAUUGGAGCAUGAUUUGAUUCACAAUUUGUACUUUAAGACUCACCAAUGGGUUCAACAUGUUAUGUACUUUUUCAUUUAUCUUGCCAAAUGUCAUGCUUUGCCAUGGUACAGAAAGUAUGUCCAUCUUCGUCAUCACGUAACUUCUGGUUCCAAGAGAGACUUUGAAGAAAGAGCUAUUGGUGGCGGUUUGGAAGCUGGCUUUUUGAGAUACUUGCUCACUACCAGUCCAUGGGCUGUCUUUUUAGCAAUUACAGAUGUCAAGAGGGAUAAUCCACAAGAUUUCAGUGUCUUUCUUGCUCUACUCACCAAUGCACCUUCCAUGAUUGGUUUCACUGUUCUCUGGUUUGUAUUCACUGCGUACUUGUUCAUGUUUGGUGGUUUUACCUUCUUGUCCACCUACUUGCCAAUUGCUUUCUGGCCUUUAGUUAGAGAUUUGAGUGUUAUUAUUGUUUUACCAAAUCUUGUUAGACAAACUUGUUUGAAUUUGAUGGCCAGUUAUUGUCACUAUUAUGGAGAUGUUCCAGAAGGUGAUGUUUUCUAUCAAGGACAAGUUAUUGAUCACUGGUCCAUGAUUCCAUUCCAAUUAUUCAGUUUCAACUUUGGAUCCUCACACAUUAUUCACCACUUUGUUCCAAAUCAACCAUUCUACAUUCGUGAGGCAAUCUCAAGAAAGGCCAAUGCUGAAAUGAUUAAACAAGGUGUCAGAAAUAAUGAUUGGGGAAUUGUUGCUCGUGCCAAUCGUUUCCAUGACAAAUCCAAGCAUUUGCUUGAAGCUGACAAGACUCAAGUGAUCCCAGCUGAUCAAUGGGUCAAUUUGAAGUAUUAAUUUCAUCAUUUGUAUGAUGUAAUACUUCUUUUUUUUGUAAUGGUUGUAUUCAUGUUAAUUAGUUUUUGUAAUAAAUAUUCAAACCAUUAACAAAAAGCUUU